AUACAUGUUGAAAUGCGGAUUGGUGCACAUAUUGCUGAAAAGAAUGAUGAGCGAAUGUUCUAUGGCAUGUCAGCCUCACUAUAUUAUACACUCCGUGUGGCGCAAGGAGUGCCGCAUCACCAUCAUCGUCGUCGUCGUUACGAUGACGACGUUUCCACAGUUUCCCAUCCGUUUCCAGCAAGCUCGGCGACGUCUCAGUUGCUAGUGUCGCCGUCGUCGCCGGCGACGUCGUGCUGUGAGUCGGGCCGGCCGAUCAUGACCGAUCCAGCGACGGGACAGACGAUUUGUUCGUGUCAGUAUGACAGCGCGCGUCUGCUGAGCAGCUACCCGCGCGUCCGCCGCCGGCCUGCCGAUGUACGGCUCGCGCGUACGCUGACCAGCCCGGCUACGUGCCGGCCUUCUCCACCGACCCUCGCCUUCUACUCCGCCAUGGGAGCUAUGAAUAGUGAGGAACGAUACGGCGCGAUGGACAGCGGCAUACGGCGCAAGAACGCGACGCGGGAGACGACGUCGACGCUAAAGGCGUGGCUCUACGAGCACCGCAAGAACCCGUACCCGACGAAGGGCGAGAAGAUCAUGCUAGCUAUCAUCACGAAGAUGACGCUGACGCAGGUGUCGACAUGGUUCGCCAACGCGCGACGUCGGCUGAAGAAGGAGAACAAGAUGACGUGGGAGCCACGUAGCCGCACCGACGACGACGACGAC
Messenger RNA from Priapulus caudatus, 705 nucleotides. Its product is annotated as homeobox protein araucan-like. Gene Ontology annotation, molecular function: DNA-binding transcription factor activity, RNA polymerase II-specific; RNA polymerase II cis-regulatory region sequence-specific DNA binding. NCBI's taxonomy places the organism in Eukaryota, Metazoa, Priapulida, Priapulimorpha, Priapulimorphida, Priapulidae. The record is from RefSeq and is a predicted model, not a curated record. Gene Ontology annotation, biological process: regulation of transcription by RNA polymerase II; cell development; neuron differentiation. Gene Ontology annotation, cellular component: nucleus.